Messenger RNA from Branchiostoma floridae (Florida lancelet), 1245 nucleotides. RefSeq names its product nuclear receptor subfamily 2 group C member 1-like. Lineage: Eukaryota; Metazoa; Chordata; Leptocardii; Amphioxiformes; Branchiostomatidae. The record is from RefSeq and is a predicted model, not a curated record. Gene Ontology annotation, cellular component: mitochondrial small ribosomal subunit. Bases 1 to 1245 code for a protein of 414 amino acids. The transcript is spliced from 5 exons. Gene Ontology annotation, molecular function: structural constituent of ribosome.
AUGGCACAAGGUGAUGAUAUCUUCUGUGAAUGCAGGUUUGAACGGAAGGUGCGAAAACGGGCCAGAAAACUGAACGCCAGCCUGAGGAAGUGUUUCGGACGACAGUCCAAGGUUGCAGGCUCCGAUGAACCCAGUGUGCCUGCUGCAGAAAAGAACGAAGACGCCCUCUCAGUUCAGAGCGUUUCUGGCUCCGAGAUAUCAGACGUCUCUACGCUUAGGCUGACAGAUAGUACUAGUAGCUCGUCGACGUCGUCCGUUGAGUCCACCACGGAUCUUCCCGUUUCCCUGCCCAAAUUCGAGAUCGACCCGGUUCCACGGGAUGGGAACUGCUUCUUUGAGGCAGUCGCCCGACAGCUCGGUAGAGGAGACCCCAGUAUCGCCAUCACCGCCCAGCAGUUACGUGAAGACCUAGUGCGGUAUAUCAGGGCACACUCGGAGAUGUUUGCCAAAGCUGUCCCGGGCGGUUUCUGGGAGUUCAUACACGAGCUCAAUAACAUGUCGCGGCGGGGCCACUGGAACUCCGACGUGGCAGACAUCUUGCCGAUCGCUUUGAAGGAUUACACCUCGAGAAUGGUUGUCCUGAUCACCUGGAAUCGGGAAAUGCCGUACAUAGUCCUGCGGCCACAGGGCGAGGAGGCAGGCACUCCCCUGUACUUGGCGUACUACAACAGCCCGGAGUGCAAGCAUUAUGAUGCCGUCAAGUUCGUGGGAGCCGUCCAACACGAGCGGGGUCCAAGAAACUCCACCAUCAGGAAACAGUUGGCGCAGUACAUGAAGGACACCUCGCGAUGUGUCCCCCCUGAUCAGACCUCUGCAGACAGACUGCAGACAUUCCUGCAGCAGGUGCAGAUGCUGCAGGAAACCCUGCACAAGUUCCACCAGCUGCAGGUGGAUGCCGUGGAGUACGCCUGUCUGAAGGGGAUCGUGCUGUUCAAGACUGACGUGCAGUCCCUGAGAGAUCCCGGUACAGUGGCAGUCCUACAGGACCAGACCCAUGGCCAGCUCAGCUUCAGCCACCACAUCGAGAUGCACAAACCUGGACAACCUUUCCGCUUCGGCAAACUACUGCUCCUUCUGUCUAGCCUGCGGGAGGACAACGGCUUGCAGAUCAACCCGCACAGGGACUUCUAUCAGCGCAAAGUGUUCUACACCGACGGUACAUCCGACAGGGCCCCGGGUAACACGCUACCAGGAGGAUCAACGCAAGUACGAGACCUGUGGUAUCGUAUAGGCAGGAAGGCGUAG